Messenger RNA from Parasteatoda tepidariorum (common house spider), 684 nucleotides. NCBI's taxonomy places the organism in Eukaryota, Metazoa, Arthropoda, Arachnida, Araneae, Theridiidae. The record is from RefSeq and is a predicted model, not a curated record.
AUGCAUGAUGUUUCUCAACAUCAAGCUCAAACAAAUGAUUUUCCAACUGUUUUGGAUAUACUGACAAUUAAAGAUCCAGUGAUAGCAAACUGUCUCAUUGAUCAACUCAGUAUUGAAAACAUAAUUCUCAUUGAAGAUAUCACAACUGCGCAAAACGUAAUGUUGGAUAAUCCUCCUGCAAAAUGUUAUUCAGCUUUUCUGUUAAAUUGUGAUGAAAUACUAUUAAACCCUUAUCGUUAUUAUUCUGCAUCAAGAAGACCUACUAAUGUUUUAUCUCGAAAUAUAGAUGAGAGCUAUCUUCCAAAACUCCAGGAGGAAAUCGAAACAAUUGAUAUUGAAAUAAAAAAGAGAGAAAGUGCAAUGACUGAUGGGCGAUUACAACUUCAAAAGUGCCAUUCUACUUUAGAUAAAUUGAAAAAUAAAAUUGUGAAUCUAACAACAUCAAAAGCUGAUAUUAAUGGUUUGAUUGCAGAAUAUAAGCAGUUUGAAGAACCGAGAAAUGUGCCUGAAAUGUAUGAUGAAUAUACGUCACUGAAAGCUGAUUUGGACAAAAAACAAGAGGAACUGAGGAAAGCUGAAGAGAAACUUAAAAUGCAUGUAACUGAACAUGAAGAAAUCAGGGUAAAAUUUAACCAGCAACGAGCUUUAGUAACUAGCCUAAAUGGAGCAUUUGAAAGAUUGGGG